Molecule: messenger RNA, 4004 nt
Organism: Anolis carolinensis (green anole)
Lineage: Eukaryota; Metazoa; Chordata; Lepidosauria; Squamata; Anolidae
Exons: 20
Coding region: 120-1652 (510 amino acids)
Molecular function (GO): protein binding
Source: RefSeq, a predicted model, not a curated record
GCAACUGCUAUCAAGGUAGGUAACUAAACAAGGAAUUAAUAUUUGAGGGCUUAGUGAGCUUGCAGAGACACUGUUUCCUGUGCUCUUAAUGAAAGAUUGAGGCACGCAGUAGUUUCAUCAUGGCAUUAGCAAGUGGACACUGGAUUCGAAAAGAAGCGAUUGGAGACCCUCCAACUCCUAGACAUGGACAUGCAUUGGCUAUUGCAGGAAAUAUAGCAUUCCUAUUUGGAGGCUGUUCCUUUUAUAAUACUUUUGAUGAUCAGCCAACAUAUUUCAAUGACUUCUACAUGUUGACAAUUACUCCUACUGAUCUGACUUGGGAAAGAAUACCACAGGAUGGACAUAUUCCUUGUCCAAGGCAAGGGCAUUCACUUUGCAUAGUAAAAGACAAGAUAUAUUUAUUUGGAGGUUCUUCAAGUGAGAAUGCUGAGCACUGCCUUCCAGGCAUCUACAUAUUUGAUCUUGGUUCCUUAACCUGGCAGAAAGUUACUACCACUGGUAUUGCACCUCUAACUCUCAAACAUAGUUCAGCUGUUGUAGGGGAAAACAUCUAUAUGUAUGGUGGUACACAGUGUGGAAAAGCUGUUGAUGACCUAUAUGUGUUCAAUACAGUCUCCCAGAGUUGGACUCCAGUCAAAACAUCUGGUUCAGCCCCAGGCGCCAGGUCAGGCCAUGCUUUUGCAUCCAUUGGAGAAAUCAUCUAUAUGUUUGGAGGUUGCUCCAACGAAGAUGACUAUUGUACAGAUGUGUUUGCACUGGACACAGCAUCUUUAUCAUGGCAAAAGUGUGAAGUCAAGGGAGAAAAGCCAGUUGGAAGGUCAUAUCAUACAUUUACAGCGCACCAUGAUAAGGACAUUUAUCUGUUUGGAGGAACUUCAGAGUCCAAAGAGGGUCGCAAAAUCCAAAGAAAUGAUAUUAUGAAAUUAAGUUUAGCACGGAUGAAAUGGAAGAUGCCACUUUAUGUAGGGAUCCCUCCUGCUUGCAGACAGAACCAUGUUGCUUUUAUUCUCCACAGCCAUCUCUAUAUCUUUGGCGGAGUAAAUGGAAAAGAUUUCAAUGAUCUCGUAGGAAUGAAAUUGAUAAAACCUUCAGACAGACAACCUAUUAUGAAGGAGAUUUUUUCAGAACUGGGAAUCCAAGAAAUAAACAACAGGUUUACACCCACCAAAAUCCCCAAAGUGAAAUAUGAACUAACAGAUUCUGUUUUGCUGGCUGAAUCAGUUUCUCCGCUACCUCCUGUUCCAAUAGCUCAGCUCCAGGAUUUCCAUUCUGUGCGUAACCAAGCUAUGGAGAUGAUUUCAAGGGCCUUUGAUUUGCUGGAUUCUGAAUUUCAAAAGCUCAAAAUGGCGAAGGCUGAAUUGCUCCAAGCAACUUCGGCUUUCCAACAGGAAAAAGAGCAAUACGACAUACACUUUAAAAAUCAACACAAGGACCUCCAAGACAUGCUAGAAAAACACAAGGCUCAAAAUGAAGCAUGGCUCAGAGCCAGGGCUGAAGAAAAUGACAAGGAAAGAAAAGAGCUCUACAGACUAAGGACUUCCAUCUCAUCCAAGAAUAGCUCUCUGGAGAGACCAACUCUGCUGCUUGACAUCCUGGUGUUCUAUUUAUGUUAUCUAAGGGAGAACACAGACCAGAUUCGUAAAAGUUCCUGAUCCAAUAGGUUUGGAAAAUAUAGGCAAAAGUGUUCUCCAAAGCACAUUCCAGAAGAGUGGUUUCCUACAGAAGAGGCGAAGAACCUUUGGUGGCCUGUUCUUCUUAGCUGCCUGCAGUUUUCUGUUUUAUGCUGCACAUGGAUGCUUCUAAAUCUUCAAAAGUAAAAUUGUGUUUCUAAAGUCCCAAAGUAAAAAACAAAAACCAAGUAAGUUAAGCAAACCUGACUAUUACUGACUGACUGAAACAUGCUGAGAAGCAAACAACCUCAUCCUCAACACUAAAAGCUACAGUUUGUUUCCUUCCUAACUCAUUUUUAACAUCUGUCUUUGAAACAUAAAUUACUUUUGUUUCAGCUUUUGUGAAUGUGACAGGAAAAGGAGUGUAAGUAGUUGAUUGAUCUUGCAAUGUUGCCUUCUAAUGUACUGGAAACUGAAAAUGCUUAAGUAAGAAAUAUCCUUAAUAGUGGUAGAAAUUGUGUGAAAGAUGGAUGCUAUCAUGGCAAUGAAAGAGGGAGAAAGCUUGCAUAGCAGGAUAUUCUACUAUAGUAAUGGACUGCAACUGAGCAAGUCCAAAUCCCACACAUUCCCAGGCUUCUAGCUGAACCCAAUACCUCUAUAAUAAAACAACAAAAUCAAAAUCUGAUUUUUGCACUAUUUUAUUUCCAGUAAUUAAAAAAGGUAUUUUUCUGGAUUGGCCAAGGUAGCCAUAGUUUAAUACUGAGAAUUGUAAACCACAAAAGUAGUAUCUCCAAUCACUAAGCAAUCUAAAGACAUGCUACAAUUUAUAUGAUGCAAGAGAGGCUUUAAGGGGUCAGCAGGGGAACAUAAGAAGCCACUUCAGUAAAAAGUUAGGCCAUGGCCCAUCUAUCCCAGUCCUCCAGUUGCUAUUGGGCUGCAAUCUACAGCAAGCAUAUCCAAUGAUAAGGGUACCAGGAAGCUGCAGUGCAACAAUUCCUAGAAGGCUAUAUCAUUCCUACUGCUGAUUGAACCUAUUAUUAUCUACCCUAACUGGCAGCAGCUCUCCAGGGUCUUUGGCAAAAACAAAAAAAAAUCUGUUUUCAAUUUUCUGUUUUCUGAUCCUUGAGCAAGGGCGACUUGAAGUGUUGGAAUCUAUUGGUACCAGCAAAGGUUCUCUGUUUCUUUACUCCAUCAAAACAGAUGGAAAUAAUGGGAAAUGCAAAUGAACAAAAACAGCAACAAAAGAGAAUUGGUUUUGCAAUUGGUUGUAGGGAUUAUUACACCAUUUUAAAAAUGAAGGUAUUCCUCAUUCAAUUACUAUUUCAAGUUUCUUCCAUAUAUUUAGAGGUCUCGUAUAGAUGGUACUACUUGUUGCAACAAUACUAAAUAUUCCCAGAAUUCAUCUGUAGUAUGUCAUGGCUAAGAACCCAUGAUUCUGUUCAACCAAAGAAAUGCACUAUUCACAUCCUCCCUCCUUCCUGUUACUGGAAACAUGUGGUUUACAUGAGUAAAACAGGUUCAGACUGGAGUGGCCAUCCACUUCAUAAAUAAUACCUUUUGAUUCUUCAAGUGUUUUUAAAAUCAGAUGCAGAAGUCUGAGUCACAAUAAAGAACUAUUAUAAAUUAGCAGUCAGCAAGUUGUACAGUUAGGGAAACAGGGAAGUCAGGGACAGACCUCCACACCUGAAAUAUUUUUAUUUUAAAAUAUUUGCAUUGAUCACAAGCUCGAUAAAAUAAAAACAGAAUAAAAAUACAUAAAAAUAAAACUACAAAGACAAUAGACAAAGCUACUAAACAGACACAAAAUUAAAAAUUAUAAAAACUGGCCAUACAGCCUACUAAAAAACUCAAGUACCUAAAUAUAAAAUUAUAACAAAAGACAAAAAGAGAAAAAGAUGACUUUCAACUAUCUUUUCUAUAGUUACAUAUUAUUCCCUCCAGUCCCACCUCUGUCUAUUUGUUGAAGAGAAAUUACAGUAGAGUCUCACUUAUCCAACACUCGCUUAUCCAACGUUCUGGAUUAUCCAACACAUUUUUGUAGUCAAUGUUUUCAAUACAUCGUGAUAUUUUGGUGCUAAAUUCAUAAAUACAGUAAUUACUACAUAGCAUUACUGCGUAUUGAACUACUUUUUCUGUCAAAUUUGUUGUCUAACAUGAUGUUUUGGUGCUUCAUUUGUAAAAUCAUAACCUAAUUUGAUGUUUAAUAGGCUUUUCCUUCAUCUCUCCUUAUUAUCCAACAUAUUUGCUUAUCCAACGUUCUGCCGGCCCGUUUACGUUGGAUAAGUGAGACUCUACUGUACACUUCAUCUAUUUAUUACUUACUUAGGCGAUCCCUCGUAGUUCGAGGAUGAUGGUCCUCCAUCUACGCUAUCUUGGGAAUGGAUCCGUAGAUGG